AUGUUGUUCCACACCACUCUAGGACUCCUCACACUCCAGGCGAGUAGCGUCGCAUCUGCACGUUCAGCACGGCACGGGAUUCCCCUUGCCGACCAAACGUUUGACUAUGUGGUCGUUGGGGGCGGUACGGCUGGGAGUGUGAUCGCAACGCGACUAGCACAGAAUGACUUCAAAGUGGCCUUGAUUGAAGCCGGGGGCCACUAUGAGCUUGAAUCUGUGGCCGAGUUUCCUGCAUCUGAUGCGUUGUCGAUAGCAUCAGAUCCUACUUUCCAAUCGCCGGUGGAUUGGGGAUUUGUAACAAGGGAUCAACCAGGUGCUAAUAGGCGGGCGAUUCAUUUCACCCGAGGAAAAUGUCUCGGGGGAUCUCCGACACGCGAGUCCAUGGAGAUAUGGGCGACUGCAGUUAAUGACAGCAGCUACGGAUUUGAUGAGGUGCUCCCAUUCUACAAAAAGAGCGUUCAGUUCACGCCCCCAAACACCGAAUAUAGAGCUCAAAAUGCAUCCGCGGGCUAUGGCAUCGAUGCCUACGACUCGGAUGGUGGUCCAUUGCAGGUGUCGUAUACUAACUUCGCCGAACCUUUCUCGUCAUGGAUGAGCCUCGGUAUGGAAGCUAUCGGCAUUGAGAAAGUACAGGACUUUAACCGGGGUGGUAUAAUGGGAGCCCAAUAUUGCGCAUCGACCAUCGAUCCAUCCAACGAGCUCCGAAGCAGCUCUGAGCAAUCUUUCUUAUCCAAGAUCACGCCAAAGUCACUGACAACCUAUACAAAUACCCUUGCUAAGAAGGUGGUCUUCGAUGAAAAUAAAAAAGCAACAGGAGUUCAAGUGAAAGGUUUGCUGGGCAACAUCGUCACCCUUUCAGCAUCGGAAGAGAUUAUCAUAUCUGCCGGUGCCUUCCAGUCCCCCCAGCUCCUCAUGGUUUCUGGCAUUGGUCCCAUCGAACAAUUGGAAGAACAUGGAAUCGAAGUUAUAGCCGGUCGACCAGGAGUCGGUCAGAACAUGUGGGAUCACCCGUUCUUUGCGCCUUCGUACCGAGUCCAGGUGACAACAUUCACUAGGAUUGCCACCGACCUGCUAUACGCAGCUGGCCAAAUUAUUGAAGGACUGAUCUCCAAGACAGGAUCCAUCAAGAAUCCAAUUGCGGAUUUUCUGGCAUUCGAGAAGAUUCCGCGAUUCUUGCGUUCGGCUUUCUCGGAGGAAACGCAGAGUAAAUUGGACAAUUUUCCAUCCGACUGGCCUGAAGCAGAGUACAUCUCUGGCGCAGGGUAUGUCGGGAACGCGUCAAACAUCCUAACAAUCCAGCCAAGAGAUGGAUACCAGUACGCCUCCAUACUCGGUGUUCUGAUUACACCCAUGUCCCGAGGAAAUGUCACGAUACAGUCGGCAGAUACCUCCUAUCUACCUGUUAUAAAUCCCAACUGGCUCGAUGAUCAGGCUGAUCAAGAAGUUGCCAUUGCCAUAUUCAAGCGAAUACGCCAGGCUUUUCAGAGUGAAGCCAUGGAGCCUGUGGUCAUCGGCCAGGAGUAUAACCCCGGGCCGCAGGUCCAGUCCGAUGAUCAGAUCCUUGAAUUUAUCAAGGAUAAUUUGAUGACUCUGUGGCAUCCGGGUUGUACUUGCAAGAUGGGAACGCCCGAUGACGGCAUGGCUGUGGUUGACUCCCAGGCCCGGGUUUACGGAGUGGACGGACUGCGAGUAGUUGACGCUAGCGCCUUUCCUUUCCUUCCUCCUGGUCAUCCUCAGUCGACGGUUUACAUGCUUGCCGAGAAGAUCGCGGCGGAUAUUAUCCAGUAUUCCCAAGGACAUUAA
Molecule: messenger RNA, 1803 nt
Organism: Penicillium digitatum Pd1
Lineage: Eukaryota; Fungi; Ascomycota; Eurotiomycetes; Eurotiales; Aspergillaceae
Source: RefSeq, a predicted model, not a curated record